This is a messenger RNA of Auanema sp. JU1783, 2757 nucleotides long. NCBI's taxonomy places the organism in Eukaryota, Metazoa, Nematoda, Chromadorea, Rhabditida, Rhabditidae. The record is from the annotation of a GenBank genome assembly.
AUGAUAUCAAGUGUACUGCUUAAAAGUUUGCAACAAAGCGUCCCCGUAGUUAGGCAGGUUGCUCCAGUUCGCCUCAUCAGUAGUUCUUCUCCAUUUUCGAUCAAGAAGAUUGUUGAAUCGACCAAGGACAAUGUGACAGUAGUAGAAGUUGUCAAAUCAGAGAAGGAGUCCACUCAAAACAAUUUAUUUACGAACCCUAAUUUAUGUUCUCUAUGCACUUGUAAUCUUCCCAUUUCAUUGAGCUAUAGUGAUGUUCUUAUUUUGGAGCAGUUCAUGAGACCCGAUGGUACCGUUUUGCCCAGGCAGUUAACUGGACUAUGUAGGAAGCAGCAAUUAAAACUAGAGAGAUGCGUCAUGCAAGCACAUUGGGCUGGGCUCUUCCCAGACAGAACCAUACCCGAGUUUGACCGAGCUGGCUACAAAAGAUUCAACAGAUAUUGGAACAAUGACAUGGAUAUGUACCGUCUGAAGGAAAGAAAAGAACAAGGAACAUGGUUCUAUAUAAAACGUUAUCCGACCAAAAAUCAGCCGAUGACUCAAUUUCCUGAUGUCAUUAGCUUCGGUGCUUUGCUUUUUAUAUUAUUUCAUACAUGUUAUACACAAACCAUAACUUUACCGUCUGAUCCAUGUCCAUAUGUGCAAGGGUGCUCUUGUGCCAACGAAGACACAACCCGCUUGAAAUGUGUAAAUAUCGGUCCUGAGAUCUUAUUAUCUGUACAGGCACAUUAUCCAAAGUUGCGAGAAUUGUCAGUUUUUAAUUGGGACGGUCGAUCACAUGGUCAUAUAUCGAGAAUUAGCGUGAACUCUACUUUAAAAAAUUUGGAACACUUGGAUUUAUCUAACAACUGGGUCGAAAACUUCUAUGAGUUUUGCUCAUUCAACCAUUUCUUACCAUCUUUGGAUAGCAUAAUACUCCGAAGUAAUUAUAUUAAAAUAGUCGAUGCAUGUGCCUCAAACUUACACAUUAAAAAGCUUGAUCUCUAUAGGAAUAAGCUUCAUCUGAUCAAUACGACCUUCUCAAAUGAGUUGGAGUAUUUGGAUUUGUCUUCUAACCGCCUUGCAUCGCUUCGCAAGCUCCCUAAAAAGAUCAAACAUCUCAAUGUGUCCUCAAAUCCGCUCACUGUGAUUCACCUCUCACCUUUGCAAAAUCUUGAGUUCCUUGACAUGAGCCGAACAUUAAUUGUGGAGCUACCCGCUCUAGAAGCUCCAUCUUUGGUUUCAGCAUAUGUUAACGAUACCACUUUGGAGUUUGCUGAUUUGAGCAAGUGGAGGACUCCUAAACUGAAAACGAUAUCGUUCUCUCUUUCCCCUCUUUUAGUGGGUGUGGUUGGAACGCUACCUGAUACAGUUAUGGACUUCGCCGUUACAUAUUCCAAAGUCACUUCUUUUCCCACUUCAUUUUUCUCGAGGACUAACAUAAGACGCUUGAAUGUUACUUCUAAUAACUUUGACUGCGAUCCGUGUGUAAUGAUAUGGGCGGCGAAAUUACGGAAACUUGUUAAAGAUCAAAUAACUUGCCAGAUACCAAUCAACUUCAAAAACUGUACUGUUGGUGUUUCAAAGACUCAGCCAAUCAUUGCUAGUGUGAAACACGGAAAGGUUGCAUUCAUUCCUUGUUCCACUUACGGGAACCCACCACCAACUGUGCAAUGGUGGAAAUACCGGCCGGACACUUAUUUGGGAAGUUACAACCCCAUCACUAAGGUUGUCAACCGUGAAAACAUUAAUGAAAAUAUAACUGAAAGGUUCACACUUGUGGGAAGCGGCUACUUGAGACUUGAAGGUGCUGUACGUUCAGAUGUUGAACGUUAUGUUUGCGUUGCGAAAAACAGUCAUGGAAUGGAUUGGGGGAUCGUAGAGCUUCGAUUGGAUUACUCAGAUUGGUAUUCUUUGGAUCUAUUCGAGAGUGUGUUUUGGGGAUCUUUAGCUUUUUGUAUAGUUUUGUGUGCUAUAUCUUUUUUACUCAACAUAACAUGGAUUUUAACCAGGAAGAGUAUUCUUUGGUGGAUUCAAAGAGCUGAACGAAUCUCUCGUGUAAGAAAAAUGGUUGAAGCAAUGGAAAAAUAUAGAGUACGUCAGCUGGACUCACUUCAUGACAAAUACUCCAGGAGGAUUCAGCUGGUCAGAGACAACUAUCACCAGCAGGUCGAGGCUUUGAGAGUUUCUUAUUCCUCACAAGCAGAACGUUUCCGUGAUUAUCGUGCUGCCCAAAUGGAGUCCGUAACUAGUCAUUUGGAGAACAUACGUGAUAACUACCAACAACAACUGAACAGAGUCCGAGAGUAUGGUUCGCGGCGAGCUGAGCAAUUAUGGGAGAGUUAUGAACGACAAGUCAAUAGAAUGCGUACGUUCAGUCUGCAGCAUCGUCUCAAGUUAAUGAGGCAGUACAAAGUCAAACAACGAUACCUGAAUAAGUUGCUCGAGUCCUUCCAAGACGCUCAUAGUCCGGAGGCAUUGAGGAAGCAUGAAGAAGAAGUUAGAGCUGCGUUAGAUCUUCCGGAGCCAGAAGUUCCAGAGAGACAUCCACUCUCCAGAUCAUCGUCCUUCUAUUCUCUUCCUGAGUAUGUGUUGGAUGAUAGCGGACAAUUACGGCCAAGCCCUCUAGUGCCCAACGUCAGAUUCCCCUUAGAUCCUGUGAGUCCUCCGAGUACAUGGCGUGAUAGCAUUCAAACGCCAACAACUAGUGCAGCUUCUAGAUCUGUGGAAACUGAAAGAGAUCUCUUGAAUCCUGGUCCUAACCAGGGAGGAGAUGUGUAG